AUGAGCCAGAAUGUGAUCGUUGAAACCAGACCAGAGCCUGAUCCUGGACUAGUUACACCAAUCAAUGAAGCCAGUUCCACAGCGACUGCAGAGAAAAACUUCAUCACCAUCACUGUUCAGUUCCUCAAUGGCCAAUCUCACAAGUUUUCAGUGGAUCCCAGGGCUACAGUGUAUGGACUGAAGUGGUCCAUCUUUAAGAGUAAAGGGUUUGAUGAGUACUCACAGUAUGAUGUUAAUAACAUUGUACUCACCUUUGGAAGGAAGGAGCUCAAUAAUGAUGAUCGUCUAUUGACAGACUGUGGAAUUAAAAAUGGCUCAACUGUACAAUUUGCAGUUAAACUAAGAGGGGCAGGUGGACCAACCAUAAUAGUGUUCGAUGAGGAUUUACUAGACCCUGAAUUUGAUCAUGACUUCACAAACGAAUGUGACACAGGAAGAGUUUACCACCGAGGUCAAAGUCAAGGGUUUUAUUACCCCUACAAGCGUCCUUAUGGUUGGAAAAGGUUAGCUCUCAAAGUAAAGGGCAAGUAUCCACCAGACGAUACCUGGCUGGGUACACUGGUAGCUGGGUCUGAGCGAACUGAAAGUUCAAAAGGUGAAUGGCCAGUCUCUUAUAAUGGAACAACAAAAGAAGGAACAAUGACUAUAGCAGCUAAAGGAUAUGGUGAGGAUAAAUUAGCCCGGGAGAACUUUGGAAGAGGGUUUUACUCAACACCGAGUGUUGAAAUUGCUGCUGAUUUCGCUCGACGAUUUGACCAUACUGAUGGUAAGAGGUACGAGGCUAUCAUUCAGAACAGAGUUAAUCUCAACCCUGGACACUCUGAGAUAAUUCCAGUGGAGAAGACACGACAUGGAGCAGAGUAUUAUCUGACAUAUUCUUCUGAUGACCUAAGACCAUACGGGAUAUGUAUCAGGGAAGUUAAAGCUAUUAGUACUUAA
Messenger RNA from Amphimedon queenslandica, 939 nucleotides. RefSeq lists its product as uncharacterized. The transcript has a single exon. Lineage: Eukaryota; Metazoa; Porifera; Demospongiae; Haplosclerida; Niphatidae. The record is from RefSeq and is a predicted model, not a curated record. The coding region runs from base 1 to 939 and encodes 312 amino acids. Gene Ontology annotation, molecular function: protein binding.